AUGAAAGUUUUUAAAAAUCCCAAGUUCGAUGAAGAAGCUUAUCCAGUCAAGAAUCGUUGCAAGAUACUCAACGAAGACAUUCGAAAAGAAAUAAUAGAAUACCUUGAUAAAAAGCAGAAUUUCUUUAAGAAGAAUAAUCUUUCUAAAAUAAAUGUUGAAGCCAAUAAGAUUGUAUAUGCAAUCAAUAGUCACCCGGAUAAACACAGACAUAUCGUUAUCAUUCCUCAAGCUUCAAUAGUCCGUCAAAAUAAUAUUUUGGGUCCAAAAUUAUUCUUCAUGGUCAUUCAAGCAGAAAUUAAUGAUCCAACAAUUAAAACUUAUGAUGAUGUCGUACAAAUUCUUACCUCCAAAAAGUCCGUAAGCAUUCACCCUUUUUUAACUUUCAAAUAUUAUUAUUGCGGAAAUUUUUGGACAUCAUCGUUUUAUAGCAUAUUACCUCAUUUCAGUGAUAAUCUUCAAUAUGAUGAAGCCUUUGAACUUCUUGGUGUCAAAUCUGGUUUUUUUUUUAACAUUUAUGUUGAGAGCUUCAUUGGAUAUUUUUCUUCUGCUAAAUCUCAUCUGUUAGGUAUUCGUUUGAUGGAUUCAGAUGAUUCCAAAGUUUUAUUUUGCAAAGAUGCAGGUCCCAUUCAUGAUGAUUGCAGUGGUAAAAUAUUACUUGAAGCUAUCACACUCAAUGAAAAUGGAUCAAUACAAGGUGUUUUUUCAGAUUGUUUCAGGCUCUUUAAAUCUAUAUUUAAAUCCAAAAAUAAAGAUAAGCUUGAAUCUGAUCAUGUACCUUUAAUCAAGCAUCAAAAAUAUGAUUGA
Messenger RNA from Trichomonas vaginalis G3, 804 nucleotides. RefSeq lists its product as uncharacterized. The coding region runs from base 1 to 804 and encodes 267 amino acids. The record is from RefSeq and is a predicted model, not a curated record. NCBI's taxonomy places the organism in Eukaryota, Parabasalia, Trichomonadida, Trichomonadidae. The transcript has a single exon.